Messenger RNA from Chionomys nivalis (European snow vole), 1608 nucleotides. Its product is annotated as histone H2B type 1-C/E/F/G/I. The transcript is spliced from 2 exons. NCBI's taxonomy places the organism in Eukaryota, Metazoa, Chordata, Mammalia, Rodentia, Cricetidae. The record is from RefSeq and is a predicted model, not a curated record. Gene Ontology annotation, molecular function: DNA binding; protein heterodimerization activity; structural constituent of chromatin. The coding region runs from base 57 to 437 and encodes 126 amino acids. Gene Ontology annotation, cellular component: nucleosome.
UGUCUACUUCCUACCCACAUUGAGCUUCCUGUGUUUGGAGAUCUGAAGAUCUGAAAAUGCCAGAGCCAGCGAAGUCCGCCCCCGCCCCGAAGAAGGGCUCCAAGAAGGCCGUGACCAAGGCGCAGAAGAAGGACGGCAAGAAGCGCAAGCGCAGCCGCAAGGAGAGCUACUCGGUGUACGUGUACAAGGUGCUGAAGCAGGUUCACCCCGACACCGGCAUCUCUUCCAAGGCCAUGGGCAUCAUGAACUCGUUCGUCAACGACAUCUUCGAGCGCAUCGCGGGCGAGGCGUCGCGCCUGGCGCAUUACAACAAGCGCUCGACCAUAACGUCCCGGGAGAUCCAGACGGCCGUGCGCCUGCUGCUGCCCGGGGAGCUGGCCAAGCACGCCGUGUCCGAGGGCACCAAGGCCGUCACCAAGUACACCAGCUCCAAGUGAAGUGACCGUGCCAAGAGGAGUAGACCCGAAGUCUCUUCCUCCGCUCAUCAGUGCUGGAUGUUGUUUCAUCUGACAAACGAGACAAGGGAAAUGGAGGGCAAUGGGCGAUACCAGCAGACUAAUGGCCGUAUUGAAUUUCACAACUCGAGGAACAAGUGAUAAACAUCUGGCUAAAGAUUCCAUAGAAAAUGCUCACCGUAGACGUUUGUGAUAGGAAAAACACACAUGCAUAGAAAAUGAAAAUACUCCCAGCUAAAAAAAGCUUUUAAGUGUUGGUGAUAUGUGAAUAUAUACUGUACAUAUAAUAAAAAAUAUCAUGUAAAGCAAAUAUGCAUCCUACGUAUGUAAUUUUAAUUAACUAAAUAUGAUUAGAAAUUACUAUAUGUGGAGGUAUAAUGUUUUAUUUACAAAUGAAUCACUACUUUUGUAACUAGUUUUGUAUUUUUGGGUUAAUCUGCAUCUCUAUUUUUUGGAAUAUAGAUCAUGCAAAUUGUAAAUCUUCAUUUAUAAAUCUUUUAUUUAUAAACCUUUUUCUUCUUAAGAGGGAAAACUUAGGUCAACCACCUGAAAGACACAGGCUAAGGGUGUGGCUAGAGGGCAUGCCUGUCAUGUGCGAGGCCCCAUGCUCCAUCCCCUGCAGUAGUGUGUGAGAAGAAAAAGAAAGAAGAGAAAAAUGAAGGCAGGCAUGAUGGUGGUCAGCUGUACCCCCAUGGCUGCCUGAGGAGGCUGAAACAAGAAGACUGGGAAUAGAAGGGCGGCUUGGGCUACAUAGUACUACACUGUGAAACACAAAUGACCUGGACACGUCUGGGCAUAUGUGAUUUUUUUUUAAAUGGUUAUUUUCACUUGCCUUGGGCAAACUAUGAAUCCAAGUGUUUUUUCUGAAUUUUCAAUUAUAGAAUCUAAGAAUUCAUUAUAUUUGUCACUUCCGUGUUACUUUUAAAGCAAUAGACUAAUAUGCUCUGCCAAUCUGUAAAGGUCUACUUGAUGACUGUAUAGCAUUGACAGUUAAUGGUCCAGAAAGUUGGUCUGUGAAAAAGGGUCAGAGAGACCAAAGUGAUGUCAAAUUUAUAGUUGCUCAGAGAGACGAACCUGUUUUCACAGGGAAGGGCACAGUGCACUGGCAAGGUGGAAAUUAGUCUCAUGGCUCUCAACUGGUAGUUUUGUUUUA